AUGGACCCUGAAAAAGGUGCAAUCGGUGGACUUUCAACGUCCCUGAGGGCCGAACUUCAGCCACAGCAUGCUGACCUCCUACUUUUCGCUUGUUGUUUAAUAUCAGGACUUGUGGAUAGCACGAUAUACAGAGGAAACACCAUAUUCGUCGGACUGGGUACAUCACACCAAAACCUCCGUCGAUAUGGCUGGGCACGUUCGCUCACGUCCAUCGGAUGUUUCACCCUAGGAUCCUUCCUUUUUGCACAAUUACACCGCGUCCUGGGCACUCGCCGACGAGGGUCGUUGAUGCUGUCUUUCCUGUUACAGGCCAGUAUAAUCCUGUUAACGGCAGGACUCGUUCAAGGGGGUGUCAUUUCUAGUACGCUAGUCAGCAAGGGAUCGCAGAAAACACCCCCGUGGGAUCAGAUAGUCCCAAUUGUUCUUCUUAGUCUCCAGUCUGCGGGUCAGAUCGUAGCGAGUCGUGCCUUGGGAUUCAAUGAGAUCCCGACCGUGGUGAUUACCAGCCUUCUCUGCGAUCUAAUGUCGGACCCCCAGCUAUUUCUUGUGAGGAAUGUCAAACGCGACCGGCGAAUAAUUGCUUUUGUGCUAACGCUUGUGGGCGCCAUCAUCGGCGGAUGGGUCACCAAGGUCACUGAGGCGAUUUCUCCCAUUCUCUGGCUAUGCGCAGGUAUCAAGGGCUUGCUCGCCUUAGCCUGGGCUUUUUGGAGAGCUAAGUAG
Molecule: messenger RNA, 720 nt
Organism: Penicillium mononematosum
Lineage: Eukaryota; Fungi; Ascomycota; Eurotiomycetes; Eurotiales; Aspergillaceae
Product: YoaK family protein
Exons: 2
Coding region: 1-720 (239 amino acids)
Source: RefSeq, a predicted model, not a curated record